Messenger RNA from Malus domestica (apple), 8114 nucleotides. Lineage: Eukaryota; Viridiplantae; Streptophyta; Magnoliopsida; Rosales; Rosaceae. The record is from RefSeq and is a predicted model, not a curated record.
AAAAAAAAACACAGAGAAAGAGAGAGAGAAAUGGCAGGAGCUUUGAUUGGAGAGGCUUUUCUCUCUGCUUCCAUUCAGACGCUGUGCGACAAGAUUGCUUCUGGGGAGUUCAUGGACUUCUUACGGGGAAAAAAGCUUGACCAUUCACUCUUGGAGAAACUGAAGCUGACUUUUCUGACCCUCGAUGCAGUGCUCGAUGAUGCAGAAGAGAAGCAAAUUGAGAAACCUAGUGUGAGAAAGUGGCUCGACGAGCUCAAACAUGCCGUCUUCGAUGCCGAGGACCUGCUGGCUGAGAUCGAUACUGAAGUUUUGCGAAGCAAGGUGGAAGCUGAUGAAUAUCAAACCAAAAAGACGUCCCAGGUGUGGAACUUCCUCUCUACUUCUUUUAAUCCUUUUUGUCAAGGCAUGAAUGGUAGGAUACAAGAGUUAUUCCAAAGGUUGGAACAUCUUGCGAAACAAAAGGAUCUCCUUGGUCUUAUAGGAGGCGUUAAGGAGAAGGUUUCUCAAAAAACUCCCACAACAUCCUUUGUUGAGCAUGACUUUAGUGCUUGUGGUAGGGAUGGAGAUAAAAAGAAGUUGAAGAGAAUGUUGCUAUUGGAUGAUGCAAGUAGCAGCCACAUAUCAGUAAUCCCCAUAGUGGGAAUGGGUGGGGUUGGUAAGACAACCCUUGCUCAGCUCCUUUACAAUGAUAAAAAUAUAAAAGAGCAUUUUGAUGUUACAGCUUGGGCCUGUGUUUCCGAUGAUUUUGAUGCUAUGAGGGUAACUAAAACCCUUAUUGAAUCAAUUAUCUCAAAACCUUGCAGUCUUCAAGAUAGCUUGCUUCAAGUUGAACUUAGGGAACAAGUGAGGGAGAAAAAGUUCCUAUUUGUGUUGGAUGACCUUUGGAAUGAUAACUAUAGUGAUUGGGAUCUUGUACGGGCUCCUUUUACUUAUGGGGCGAGGGGAAGUAAGGUCAUAGUGACAACAAGGAACAAAAGUGUCGCAUCCAUUGUGCAUACCGGUCCUAUUCACUCUUUGGAACAAUUGUCACAUGAAGAUUGUUGGUUGUUACUCGCAAAACAUGCAUUUAGAAAUGAAAAGCCUAGUGCGCAUCCACACUUGGAAAAAAUUGGUAAGAAAAUUGCACGCAAGUGCAACGGUCUUCCUUUAGCUGCAAAAGCACUUGGGGGUCUCUUAGGUUGUAAUGUAGGUUACAGAGAGUGGAGUCCCAUAUUGAAUAGCAAUCUUUGGGAGAUAUUGCAUACUGAUAAAAGUGUUCUUCCAUCUUUAAGAUUGAGUUAUCAUUAUCUCCCUACUUAUUUAAAACAAUGCUUUGCUUAUCUCUCAAUUUUCCCAAAGGACUACGAAUUUGAAAAGAAAAAUAUAAUUCUACUUUGGAUGGCAGUGGGUUUAAUUCCACAAGAUGAGAACGGUAAAGGAUUGGAAGAGCUCGGUGAGAGAUACAUUGAUGAACUAUUGUCACGAUCACUACUUCAAAGAUCAUUCAUUUGGAAAUCAUCAAGUUUCACAAUGCAUGAUCUCAUUAAUGAUUUGGCUAGAUCUGUGUCUGGAGAAUUUUGUUUUUGGUUGGAUGAGGGAGAGUCGCAUGAAGUUCCUAAAAGAGUUCGGCAUUUGUCAUAUAUGAGAGGAAGAUUUGAUACUGCUGCAAGAUUUAAGCCAUUGGAUGAAAUUAAGUGUUUGCGCACCUUAUUUCCCAUGUCUUUAAGACCAUACCAUCAAUGGGGGAGCCUAUAUGUAAGCAUAAAGGUUCUAGAUGAUUUAUUACCAGCACUAAAAUGUUUACGAGUGUUGUCGCUGUCAAGAUAUAAAAAUAUCACUCUAUUACCUGAUUACAUUGGUAAACAUUUAAACUUGCACUACAUUGAUCUCUCUUACACUGCAGUUAAAAAGUUACCAGAUACGAUGUGCACUCUCUACAAUUUGCAAACUCUAUUGUUAGUCGGUUGUUCCUCUCUUGUUGAAUUGCCUGCAGACAUGAGGAAAUUGAUUAAUUUGCGUCAUCUUGAUAUUAGUGGAACUUGUAUAAAAGAUAUGCCGGUGCAAAUGGGUAGACUAAAAAGUUUGAGAACAUUGACUGCUUUUGUGUUGGGGGAAUCUACUAGGUCGGGUGGCAUUGGUGAACUGGGGCAAUUGUCGAACCUUCGAGGAAAACUAUCUAUCUUGAAUCUGCAAAAUGUUGUCAAUCCUAUGGAUGCCUUGGGGGCCAAUUUGAAGGAUAAGAACGAUGUCAACGAAGUAGAGUUGGCAUGGGGUUGUGAGGAUGCAAAUGAUUCCAUAAAAGAGAGACAUGUACUUGAAAGUCUACAACCUUCCGUAAAUGUGGUGAAGCUGACCAUCAAAUUUUAUGGUGGAACCAGUUUUCCGGAUUGGUUGGGAGACUCUUCCUUCUCCAACAUAAAAGUCAUGCAUCUCAGUGAUUGUAGUACUUGCUUGUCAUUGCCACCGGUUGGGCAGCUUCCCACUCUCGAAGAGCUCUAUAUAGAAAGGAUGAAAUUUGUCAUGAGUAUUGGUGUUGAGUUCUACGGGGGUAAUGGAGCUUCUCUAAGUCAACCAUUUCAAUCUCUCAAGUGCCUAUGGUUCAAAGAGAUGCCGGAGUGGGAGGAAUGGCUGUCGAGUCCAGGUAGAGGUCAAUCUCCAGACUUUCCUCGUCUUGAGGUGCUCAUUUUAGGGAAUUGUCCAAAGCUGAAGGGAAACUUGCCCGACCAUCUUCCUUCAUUGAAAGAGCUUUGGGUGUCCGACUGCGGGGUUCUACAUGAAAGGGCUACCAGAACAAGAUGGAUACCUUGGUCUCUCAUCGUCAACACGGAGUCCUUGCGACAAUCUCUUGAAAAACUGAACAUAGUUAGAUGCCCUGGUCUCUCUUCGCUACUGGAGACGGAGUCGCUGUGCUCGCUUCGGAGGCUUGGGGUUCAAUUUUUUAGUCGCACAGAUUGCUUGCAGCCGCACUUCAGCAGCUGUCUUCAAAGAUUGAGUCUCGUUAACUGCGAGUCACUCUUGUCGUUCCCGAGAAAUGGUCUACCCACUUCGUUGACAUCUCUUGAAAUAAAAGAAUGCAGGAGAUUAGAAUUCCUAUCUCAUGAGAUGAUGGCCAAAUUGACAUCCCUUCGAUAUUUGGAAUUGAUGGACAGCUGUGAUUCACUGAGGUCCUUCCCGCUGGGCGUUUUCCCCAAACUUUCAUUUCUUCUGAUCUGGGGCAGUAAAAAUCUAGAAUCCCUUGCCAUUGGAGAAGGAGCUGAUGAUGAAAAUCUCACUCAUCUCGACCGUCUCCUUAUCUCUACGUGUCCAAAUCUGGUCUCUUUUCCCCACGGGGGAUUGCGCACUCCCAAACUGGCUGGAUUUACAGUCCAGGAAUGCGAGAAUUUGAAGUUAUUGCCCGGCCGAAUACACACCCUCACCACCCUUCAAGAGUUGCGGAUAGUCGGUCUUCGAAAUGUUGAGUCAUUUGCAGAAGGGGGUUUGCCUCCCAACCUACAAUCCUUUACAAUCAGUGGUUGUGAGAAACUGAGGCCUUCGGUGGAGUACUGGGGUUUGCAACGACUUGUCUCCCUUCGAACAUUUUGUAUCUCUAGGAGGGAGGAUCUGUUGGAGACGGUGCUCAAGGAACAGCUGCUCCCUACCACUCUUCACACUCUCGUAAUCUCUGGAAUGGAAAGUCUGAAAUCUUUGGAGGGAAAGGGACUUCAAUACCUCACUUCUCUUCAAGAGCUCGAAAUUUGGUACUGUGAUAGUCUCGAAUUCCUGCCAAAAGAGGGUUUGCCAGCAUCGCUCUCUUUUCUGAGCAUCCUAAAGUGUUCUUCCCUGGAGAAGAGGUGUCAGAAGAAGACGGGACAAGAGUGGAGCAAGAUAGCUCACAUUCCUUGCAUCAAGAUAGAUGAUCAAGUCAUCAUUUGAGGCUCAAGUCAUAGUCAGGACAAUAUCAUCCAAGGGCAACGUGUGUUUGCUUACAUAAAUUACCAGUUGUUGAAUCGUGCCAUGGCUAUCUGUAAAGAAUAUGAUUCUCCUGCAUGGGCGAGGAGAUAGCAAACUGAUGAACUGUAAAGAUUGGAUUAUCAAAGGCCAACGUUUUUAACGUCGAUCAAUUAGUUGUCCAUGAAUGGUUCUCCUGCACUGUGGCAUGAAUAUGGUUCUCCUUCAAUUGUUAUGGCAGCAGAGAUGGUGCUGCUGCUAUGAGCAAUAAGGAUGUCAAUGGCAAGGCAGUGAGAAAGCAUCGUAAAGUCAAGGAGUGGGCCAGGAAUAUUGAGACUUAAGUGGUUGAAUUUGGCAGAGACGGGGGUGCUGUUGAUUAUAGUUAUUUCUUUGUCAAUGCAUAUUGAUAUUGUUGUUGGUUGGUUUUAGUUCUGUUUAAGAGGGCUUAUGGUCUCGAGUGUUGGCGGUGGCAAUCUGUGUUGAUUCACCUAGCAAACAAGGGAAGGAGACCACCCUUGGUCAGAGCGAAUCUGUGAAUUACUUCGAUCCAGGAAAGCAGGACGAGUUGAUGGAAAUUUGUAAUGCAGCAGACAUGGUGGUGCUGUUGUGAAUGAGAAUGAUGCCAAGGGCAAGGCUGCAAGAGGGUGUCGCAGGGUCAAGGAACACCGCGUUGAGACCAGAGAGGUUGAUCCUGAGCUUCCCACCAUUAGCUGCCGAGGAUGUGGGAAAUAUUUUGAAAUUCUGUGAAACCCUUAGAGAGUCCCAAGCUGAAUCUGUUCUUCGAGAACUAUCGUGUGGAGGAAGUGGACGAAGUGAACAGUACUCUAUUGUUUGAUUUCAUAGCUAUAAAGUACUUUAGUCUCUAGAGCAAGCAAGCACCAACUGCUCAUGGUUCCAAGAUUUGGAGAACCUGAUCUCUGCGUCCAGGGUUGCUAAGGUUGAAGGAGCUGCCUGCAGAGUGUUUUAGUGGAGGCGGGGAUGGAUAUGAUGCCUUAAGCUUUUAAAUUUCCUCUGUGAUGAGGCUCUUAACACAAAGACACCGAGGGGAUGGAUUGGUGAGCAAAAUGAAAGAUUGGUCAACGUAAAAGCGACGCGAUAGCAAAAAUUUCAUAUCUAAUAUGAAGUAUUGCCCAAACAUAUGCACACCCGCACCACCCUUCUAUAAUUGAGCACCUGGGAUCUUCCAAAUCUUGUGUCAUUUGGUGAAAGGGGUUUGCCUCCCAACCUACAAACAUUUCAUAACAGAGAUUGCGAGAAACUGAGGCCUUCAGUGGAGAACUGGGGUUUGCAACGACUUCUCCCUUCGAAGAUUUCAGAUCAGCAGCGAGGAUGUGUUGGAGACGUUGCUCAAGGAACAGCUGCUUCUUACCCCUCUUCACACUCUUGCAAUCUCUUAUCUAUCAAGUCUGAAAUCUUUGGACAGAAAUGGACUUCCAACACCUCACUUCUCUUCAAAAGCUAUAUAUUGGAAGGUGUGACAGUCUCGACUUCCUGCCAAAACAGGGUUUUCCGGCAUCUGUUUCUUUCCUGAACAUGACCACAUGCCCCUCUCUGAAGAUGAGGAGAAUGUGAUGGGAGUGACUUAUUUAUGUGCGUUCUGUGGAAAUGGAAAGACAUGAUUAUCUGAGGAAACCAAAAUUACGACAAGUUGUAGUCCUUGAAUGCCACUCAGUGGCUCUGCCUCUGCCCAUCCGGCAUGAACAUGAUUCUCCUGCAUCGGAAAAGGUGGACACAGCACGGAUGUGUUGAAGAGUGUGUGGGUUCGUUGCGUGUUGCCUCAUGGCUGUGCUUGCUAGUAAUGUAUAGAGCUGGCUUGAAUACCUGUACAUUACGUUUACUAGACUAGGUGGCUUGCUGUUGUAGCAACAGAUUUCAUUCCAUAGCCAAGAUUCAGAUUCUGUGAAAGUGUCUCUUCAAUUGGUUACUGUCAUCUAUACUGUGAGUUUCUAAUUGUUUAAUUCAACUAUACUACCCUUUAAAAAAUAUGCUUCUUUAUAUUUCAGGACAAUCAUCCAAAAGCAACACGUGUUUGCUUAAAUGAAUUACUAGUCGUCGAAUCGUGCUAUGGUUAUCUGUCAUCAUGAAUGUGAUAUUCCUGCAUGGGCGAUGAGGGCAAAAUUAUGUCACUAUCGUGUUCGUCGGCUUUGCUGAUGCAGAUAGCAAACUGUGGAACUGUAAAGAUAGGAUUAUCUAAGGCCAAUGAUUUUAACGUCCAUCAAUUAGCUGUCCACGAAUGGUUGUCCUGCAGUGUGGCAUGAAUAUGAUUCUCCUUCAAUUGGAUAGAUAUGUUUUUGCGCAUACACAGCUCUGUUGAAGUGAGAACGGGUGACGAUGCCCACAAAACAAUAUGAGAGCCAGGUUUCUGUGGAGCACCACCCUCAUGCUUGCCCUCCUUGGAAUUCUGUCCAUUAUGUUACUAGAGCAGUAUUCAUACAUGUUGAGCUGGGGUAUGAAAAAGAAAAGCACUUGUGUUGGCAUCCUAUAGAAACAGAUAUGAGAAGAAACAGGAUUUUCACAACUUGAUGUGGAAAUGAAGUGGGAGAAUGCAUCGAUCUGAAGCCUAUGAAACGAUCCAAAGGAACUGAUGGAUUACAGCAUUUUGCUCUACCAUUGAGGAUGUUAUGAGCUAUCCCUGGAGUUGUAUCAGGACAAAAAGGUAUGUUUUCUAUAUGUGAGGUGACAUGCGACUACAAUUGGAAUCUAAUAAAAUAUGAGCAAUCCCUUCGAGUUGUUCAAGCCGAAGAAACAAGGGGAGAUGGAUGUCGAACGCAAGGAUGGUUUGCCGCAAAAAACGUAUGGAUUCAUGCAAGGUUUUAGUGACGUUCAAGUGGGUUCACCAAGAAAGCGAGGGAAGGAGAAGUCUCUUGGUGGGAGCAAAGAUAUGAACUUGGAUGCGUCUGAUGAGCAGGAAACUAUGAAAACAAAGCAGGAAGAGUUGAUGGAAAUUUGUAAUGGCGGCAGAGAUGGUGCUGCUGCUGUGAGCAAUAAGGAUGUCAAUGCCAAGGCUGUCAGAAAGCAUCGUAAAAGUCAAGGAAUGGCCCGGGAAUAUUGAGACUCAAGAGGUUGAUUUUGGCAGCAGAGAUGGUGGUGCUGUUGAUUCUAGUUUUUUUUCUUUGUGAAUGCAUAUUGAUGUUGUUGUUGGUUGGUUUUAGUUCUGUUUAAGAAGGCUUAUGGUCUCGAGUUUUGGCAGGCAAUGUGUGUUGCUUCACCUAGCAAACGAGGGAAGGAGAACGCCCUUGAUCAGAGCGAAGAUGUGAAGUACUCGGGACACAGCAAAGCAGCACAAGUUGAUGGAAACUUGUAAUGCAGCAGAGAUGGUGUCGCAGGAUCAAGGAAUGAUGCCAAGUGAAGGAGCAAGGGCAAGACUGCAAGAGGGUGUCGCAAGGUCAAGGAAUGCCGCAUGGAGAGCAGAGGUUGAUCUUGAGCUUCCCCUACCUCAGGGCACCAUUAGCUGCUGAGGAUGUAGGAAAUGCUCUCCAAUUUUUAUUCAGUGAAACAUUUAGAGAGUUUACUAAAAUUGGUAAGUCCCAAGCUGAAUCUGUUAUUCGAGGACUAUCGCGUGGAGGAAGUGGACGGCCUGGACAGUUUGUGAUGGGAGUGACUUACUUGUGUGCACUCUGUGGCUCUGCCUAUCCGGCAUGAAUAUGAUUCUCCUGCAUCAAAAAAGGUAGACACAGCGCGGAUACGUUGAAGAGUGUGGGUUCGUUGCGUGCUGCCUCAUGCCUGUGCUUGCUUGAAUACUCGUACAUUACGUUUACUAAACUAGGCUGCGUAGCUUGCUGUUGGGGCUACAGAUUUCCCCCGGGAAGGAUACAUCAUCCUGGUCAUGGAUACUGCACAAGGUAAAAACAUGAAGCGAGAAAUUGGGUCGCUUUGUCGCAAUCCCCUACUCAGAUGUAUGUUGCUGCCCAUGAAUCAGCACCGGAUAUGACUAAUAAUACGAAGCCCGUUAUUUGGUGCACUAGGAGGACACUGGGCUUUGCACUCAUCACUUGCUUGGAGUUUCUUCAUAGAAUAAUUGUUUCAGUUGACCUGUGUUAGGAUAUGACAUUAUUAUUGAGCUUUGAUUAAAUACGAAGGGGAGUGCUUGCAACUUCUCACUUACCUUCUCAUUUUAAUCUUUUCACUUUUACUCAUGUUACACGUAUUCCACUAGCAUGUAAAACUAAAAAUUUAUGAAAAAUGCUAGGGAGACUGGUUUUGAAUCA